Messenger RNA from Corticium candelabrum, 1458 nucleotides. RefSeq names its product protocadherin gamma-A2-like. Lineage: Eukaryota; Metazoa; Porifera; Homoscleromorpha; Homosclerophorida; Plakinidae. Gene Ontology annotation, molecular function: calcium ion binding. Bases 1 to 1458 code for a protein of 485 amino acids. The transcript is spliced from 8 exons. The record is from RefSeq and is a predicted model, not a curated record. Gene Ontology annotation, biological process: homophilic cell-cell adhesion. Gene Ontology annotation, cellular component: plasma membrane.
AUGUCGACGAAAGGCAAUCGGCUUAUCGUCGCUCGUUUACUUGACUACGAGAGUGCAAAGUCUCACGUCAUUACAGUUAAAGUAUCUGACGAUGGAUCACCAUCUCUAACGAUGUCAGCUAAUUUUACUGUCGAGAUACUGAAUGUCAACGAGAAACCGUCGUUACUCUCUUUCAAGAAUGUUGGAGGUCAAAUACAGUUUAGUGAUAAUUUCCCAUCAGUGAACGAAACGAGUGCUGACGGAAGCGGUACGACAGUCGGAACGGUCGUUGGAACGAUGGAAGCGAUUGACGCAGACAGUGGGGACAAGUUGACAUUCUCGUUAGACAACGACGGAGGCGGUCGCUUUUCUCUGUCUCAGAGCACAGCAAAGUGUCAAACAACAACGAACAAGGAUGUAAAGACUGUUUGUAGCAUUCGAAUGAUUGUCGCUGGAACAUUAAACUAUGAAUCAAGCACAGAACACAAUAUAACGCUCAAGGCCACAGAUCAAGAAGGAUUAAUAGUUUCCAAACAGUUUACUAUUAAAGUGAACGACGUCAACGAACAUCCUACGGACAUCAGUGCAUUUGAAGGAGUCUUUCAAGUAAGAGAGAAUGCAAACGGAGCGACAGUCGCAUCUCUGAUCACAACAGAUCCAGAUCGAGGCCAGUCGUUUGUGUACAAAAUUGUGGACAAUCCAACUGGACCUUUUACAUUGGAUGGCAAUGUUCUGAAAGUGAAGCAAACGGGAAACAUCGACUACGAGAUCAAGUCGUCGUAUACAGUUACGAUUCGAUCGACAGACAACGGAAAUCCUUCUCGCAGUUUCACCAAGAAAAUCGUUGUGAAAAUUAUUGAUAUUAACGAAACGCCAACUAGCAUUUCUCUUGCCCACGAUAAGAUAGCAGAAAACAGCGGUACUGGUACGGUUGUCGACGUUCUUCUCAUCAGUGAUCCCGAAACGAGUCAAUCUCAUACGUGUACAAUGUUGGACGAUGCAGAAGGACGGUUUGUUAUGAAUGGUUUGAAUUUAGAGGUACGAGCGUCCAACGCAAGUUGCAUUCAAGCCGGUGGCGCAAAUUGUUUGCUCAACUACGAACAAAACAAACGGCACAAAGUGACUGUACGCUGUACGGACAACGGAAAUCCAUCAAUGUUUAAAGACAAACAGUUUACUAUUAAUGUCGUCGAUCGUAACGAUCCACCGAGAGAGUUGAAACUCAGCAAACAAAGAAUCAAUGAAACGUUUAGUAUUGGAGACGUAAUCGGCGUGUUUUCGGUUGUGGACGAAGACAGCGGUCAAUCGAUGUCGUGUUCACUCACCAGCAACAGCAAUGGUGUAUUUGAUGUGAAGAACUCACAACUUAUUCUUAAGAAAUCGCUCAAUUUUGAACAACAAAAAACUCACAAUAUCGUCGUCGAAGUCACCGACAAUGGCACCCCACCUCUAUCGGUUAGUUUUGCUUUUGCUCUUUAG